Molecule: messenger RNA, 2124 nt
Organism: Cylicocyclus nassatus
Lineage: Eukaryota; Metazoa; Nematoda; Chromadorea; Rhabditida; Strongylidae
Source: the annotation of a GenBank genome assembly
GUUGUCGGAUUUCAACACUACAGCCUUCAUGACCCAGUUAGAUGCAUUUGGAAGACCGCCGCCGCCGCAAAAGCUAAAUGACGGACGUGGAGGGGUGGCCAAAGAGCUCGCCUCGAAAUUGAACAUGAUAAAUCUGGACAAGCAGAAGCGAAUCCGCGGUGAGUUAAUGGCACCUUCCGAGAAAGGAAUGGUGAAUUUGUGUUUGGGAAAUCAAAAGAAUGUCAAUAGAUGUGAGAUACGAGAUGCUGAUGUGCAGAAAUGGCGAGAUGAUGUACUCUCUGUGAAUCGCCCACGCAUCAGCUGCUAUAAUCAGCAAGAGACAGCUGAAAGUGCUCGGGAAUAUGCCAGAAAAAUUGCUAGCACCAUUCCAAAGACGAAUGUUUACCAGGCUCACAGCGAGAGUGAGGAUGAUGGUGGUACGCGCAGUGAUUCGGCCACUAAUUCGCUGCCGUCUCUACCCGAAGAGCUCAUUGUCGCUACAAGUCAUGAGCGUAAAUAUUCCGACUAUUCAUCGGCGUCCAGUCAAAAAUCGCCCACUCCGCCAAGCCAAUCAUCAUUUUCCGACUACUCUUCCGCUUGUCGCUCUCAAGUUUCGCCCCCAGACUCACAAAGAUCAAACAGCCCUCUGAAGGCUGAUACAUCAACUAGGGUCAACGUGAGCAGUCUUCGAGCAGACCACUUCUCACCGAUGACUAGGAAAGAGUUUGCCGAGAGGGCAUCGCCGAAACCGAAAUCGGAGCUGAGCUUGGCGGAAAUUCUCAGCAGAAAGCAGCAAGUAAACAGCGCUUCAAUCGCAAGCUAUGGUGUCGGACUCACACAGCAGGUGCGGCUCACCGACCAGAAGCUACCUGCGGGCAAACCACCAACAUUCAGGUCACUUAACGAUGACCAAAAGCGGCACUUAAAAUGGCAAGAAAUCAGCAAUACUCUCGAGACACAAGACCGAAAGUUUGAGAGACUCAGCGAACAAAUGCGAAGGGACUUGGUAGUAGACAAACAGGAAGUUGGGUUGUGUGCAAACUGUCGGCGUCCAAUGUAUGAGACCGAGGAUCGCUACAAGAUCAACGACUCGACCUAUCACAAGGCAUGCUUCACCUGCGAAGUUUGUGGAAAGGAACUAAGGGAACAGCAAUUUUACUUGGAUGACGGCCGCUUUUAUUGCAAGCAGGACUAUCUGUACAACAUGGACAAAAAGGUGACGCGGUGUUUCCAGUGCAAAGAGCCCAUACAGGACAUGGUUUUAUCGGCCCUGAAUCGGAAUUAUCACCCCGCAUGUUUUCGCUGUGCUGGAUGUGGGAUCUGCUUAGACGGCGUACCGUUCGCCCUCGACAAAGAAAACCAGGUUUAUUGUAUGCCAGACUAUCACGAGCGUUUCGCGCCAAGAUGUUAUCGUUGUAGGAUGCCCAUCUUACCCGACGAGAAUACUGGUGAAACCGUGAGGAUAGUCGCACUUGAAAACAAUUACCACAUCGAAUGUUACUCUUGCGAGGGAUGCGGUCUCAAACUUACUGACGACGGCGAUGCAUGCUGUUAUCCGCUUGGAAAACAUCUACUGUGCGAGCGAUGUCAUAUGCAUUGGAGGCGUUCGGGAGCUGAAGCGCCGAUUUCCGACUUAUAACUUCUUCUGGGUAGGAGUUUGUAUGUGUCUAAGUAAAAAGUUUUUGUGAUUGUUAAGAACUGCUGUAUUGUGAUUGCAUGCAGUUGAAUUUCUAUAUAAUAGAUGUCGAUAAUUCCAACAACAAUUUCGUCUCAGGUUGCCAGCGCCUUGAAGGCAGUGUCUGUGUACCAAGGCUUUCCGAGUACGGUAACGAUUGAGUUAUUGCUAAGUUUUUUCUGCUAUAAAUGAGCUGUAUAAAUUGUCGAUUGGGAAGGCUUAGUUAAGGUUUCCCAAUCAGAAUCCAAAUGAAAGCCCGUGUACACAGAUUUGCUGGAGACUGCUUUCAAGGUUAUUACUUCAAAUCAACCGAUGUUUUAAACCAUAGCAUUGUAGAUGCUUAUUUGUCGCUUCAAGUCAGUCUUAAGAACUACAUGCGGUGAGAAAGUUUUUGCUCCCUUGCUCAUCUCAAGCUUAAUCAUAGCUUUGAUCAUGUCCAUAUUUUAGUCAUGUGCCUUAGUCAAAGAUUG